AUGAACAAAGCCUCACUGUACUCAAAAUACAGCGGUUUGCAAAAAAACGAUGCGUCUUUUGUAAUCGACAAUUACUUGAGACUCAUCAAGUGGAAGCCCAACGCGAAUAUUUUAGACAUCGGCUCGGGUGACGGUAAUGUAAUAUUCGAGCUUUUACUCCCGAAAAUCCCCAAACAUUUCGCCAAAUUCGUCGGAACGGACAUCUCCGAAGAAAUGGUCCUUUUUGCGAAAAAUCAGUGCAACGAUCCGAAAAUCGAUUUCCUACAAAUGGAUAUUUCGGCAACAAUUCCGCCCGAAUUUCACGAAUACUUCGACCAUAUUUUUUCGUUUUAUUGCUUGCAUUGGGUGGUGGAACAGAGGCAAGCCAUGAAGAACAUAUUCGACAUGCUGAAACCGGGGGGCGAAAUGCUCCUGACUUUCCUUGCCAGCAACCCGAUUUAUGACAUUUACGAACGAAUGGCUAAAUCCAACAAAUGGGGGCCAUACAUGAACAAUUUAAAAAAAUACAUCUCGCCCUAUCACCAUUCGGAGGAUCCUGAAACCGAGCUGGAGAAUUUGCUGAAAAAGGAAGGGUUUAUUACGCAUUUGUGUCGAGUGGAGAAUCGCUCGUACACUUUUCCCAGUUUUUCAGUUUUGUCAAAAUCGGUUUCAGCGGUGAAUCCGUUCAUUAAAAAACUGCCUGAAAACGAAAUUGACACCUACAUUGAGGAUUACCUCAAAGAGGUCAGGAAACUGAAGACGAUCACAAUCGAAACGUGUAACAAUAACGACAAUGAAGAGAAAAUACACGUGCCGUACAAACUCUUCGUUACAUUUGCCUCGAAACCGGUCUGA
Molecule: messenger RNA, 834 nt
Organism: Tribolium castaneum (red flour beetle)
Lineage: Eukaryota; Metazoa; Arthropoda; Insecta; Coleoptera; Tenebrionidae
Gene: Tcjhamt
Product: juvenile hormone acid O-methyltransferase
Exons: 3
Coding region: 1-834 (277 amino acids)
Molecular function (GO): S-adenosylmethionine-dependent methyltransferase activity
Source: RefSeq, marked provisional